AUGCCCGGUGUCCUGCUCAGCCAGUUCCCAGAUGAGAUCCUGCAUAGCAUCCUCACCUACACGCCGCCGUCCGCCGCCAUCGCCCUCGAACAGACCUCCAAGCGCUUCUCACACAUCACCAAUGCUCCCUUGCUAUGGGCCGGCUACUGCAAAGCCUCGUUUCGUUUCUGGGAUAAGCGUCAUGAUAUCGCCGACAAGUUUUCCAAGCCUGCAAAGAGUGUGGAUUGGAAACAAUUGUACAAGCUGAGGCAUCAGGUCGACCGAUCGACGACGGAAAUACUGGACGGCAUCCUCGCCAGCCAGACGGGACGCAUAGAGAAGAUUCAUCGCAUUGUCAGCUUUGGCUACGAUGCUAAGGAUACGCUCGUCAGACAUGCUGAUGCUCCUCAGGAUCUUGAAGAUUACUUGGCCAGGAGAUACUACAGCAAUGCUAUACUCGGAUGUCUGCACCGAACUCUGGCAAUCCCCACAUGGAACAAGCUCAGAAACGGCGAGGAUGUGUCUCUCGAGUACGCUCUAGGAGCUUUUGACAUGUUCAUCCUCGACUCUGGCACCGGAGACUUUGACGACAUUUCGCGGAGCUUGAACAAUAUAGUCGGACGGAUGAAACGCCAGUACCCUAAUAUCCUCGAAUACACACCUCGAGAACGAGCCAUAAUGACGGCAGAAUACCUUCGAGAAAACAACCUCACAGGGAUCGAGUCCGGCAGGGAAUUCUAUAACAUCGAGCACAACUUCCUAGGCGCAGCCCUCACCAGCGAACGACACAACUCCCUGCCUCUGAUAUCAGCAGCCAUAUACUGCUAUGUUGCCCAGAGACUCGGCCUCGAUGCCCAUCCCUGUGGCUUCCCCUUCCAUGUUCAUGUUAUCAUCCGCCCGGAGCCCAACCAUGAUCUUGCUGGCAACCGGCUGCCAGACGGGGAAGAAGGUGACUUCAUGUACAUGGAUCCCUUCCGCUCGACAAGUGAGACUCCCCUCUCCGAGCUGCAGAGCCAGUUGAACUUCCUCGGCGCUCUCACUUUGUCGCAGUCAACAUUCCUCCGCGAGUCAUUCACUGCCGAGAUCGUGCUUCGAUGCGGCAAGAACAUCCUCAACUCCGUCCUGCAGACGCCGCACUUCCGCCAAUCUUCUCUCGACAUUGUUAAUGUCAAGUAUGCCGCUCUUUGGGCAUCCAUGCUCUUUGCCAAAUACGCAAACCCAGAUAGGCAGAACAUCCCCCAGGGACCCGAACGCCGACGAGCCGAACACUUGCCUCUUCGCCGUCAUCUGCCGUCUCUAAUGGAGCACUUUGCUACCGAUUUCCCUGCAGACGUCUAUCUGAUCGAGCAGUAUCUCAUCCCGCUGUUCCAGAGCCUUCCUGAAUACGACCAUCUGCGCGAGAGUGUCAGUGUAAUGAAGGCCAGUGACGAGAUACCAAAGCAGGUUCGACAAAGGAGCUCGGUCAACGGCAAUGUCAAGUACAAAGUUGGACAACUCUUCCGGCACAAGCGGUACGAGUACAUCGGCCUAAUCACUGGCUGGGACCCUGAGUGCGGCGCGGGAGAACAAUGGAUGGAGCGUAUGGGAGUUGACCGUCUCCAUGCCGGACGCCAUCAGUCUUUCUACCAUGUCUUGGUCGAAGAUAAAAGCGUACGCUAUGUCGCGGAAGAGAACAUCGAGAUAUGCGAGCUCGAGGCCUCUGAGGUGCCAGAUGCCUUCUUCAACUUUGCCGGCAAAUACUUCAAGCGUUGGGACAUUGAAACCCGCCGCUUCGUGAGCAACAUUAGCGACGAAUACCCUGACGACUAG
Nannizzia gypsea CBS 118893 is the source of this 1788-nucleotide messenger RNA. Its product is annotated as F-box domain-containing protein. The transcript is spliced from 4 exons. Gene Ontology annotation, molecular function: DNA binding; protein binding. The record is from RefSeq and is a predicted model, not a curated record. Lineage: Eukaryota; Fungi; Ascomycota; Eurotiomycetes; Onygenales; Arthrodermataceae. Bases 1 to 1788 code for a protein of 595 amino acids.